GAUGGUACGCAUGCGCAAAUUUCCUUUGACGGUUAGCGACUGAAAUCUGUCAGCUCAGCUCAGCGUAGAUUGCUCUAAUACCCUCAAAUAUUCCUCAGCACGCUCUUCUUCUGGUCAGCGAAGGAGAUUUAAAACUAACUUAAUCAGUCAUCAUAUUUGGUUUAUUACUUUUUUACGUUUAUUGCUGAAGGAAAGCUGAGAAUGGCGAGCAGUUUAAAGCGGAAAGAAGAAAGUCAUUUGCUGAAUGGGGGUGUAAAACAGUCCACAUGGAGCAAAGCCUUCUGCAGUAAUGCUGUUUGGGAAGAAAAGGAUGAGUUUUUAGAUGUGAUUUACUGGCUCCGACAAAUUAUUGCAGUUAUUCUUGGUGUGAUAUGGGGUGUUGCACCACUGAAAGGAUUUCUGGGAAUAGCCAUAUUUUGCGUCAUCAAUGCUGGUGUCCUGUACGUAUACUUCAGCAGCUUUCAGCAGAUUGACGAAGAAGAGUAUGGGGGCACGUGGGAACUCACCAAAGAAGGCUUCAUGACAUCUUUUGCUCUGUUUCUGGUGGUGUGGAUAAUCUUUUACACAGCUCUUCAUUUUGACUGAGAGGAAUCCACAGGACACUAUGAACAUUUGUUGAAGCAAAUUUACAAGAUGCAAAAACUUAAUGGUUUGGGGGUAUCUGUGCUCUCUACAUACAGUAUGACUUCUCAUUGUGCAGUGCAUCAUGGGAAUCCUAGUUUGUAAAACAAGAUCCAGUAAGAACACAGAGACAAAUGUGCUCAAAUACUGUAUAUCUCUCUAAUUUGAGGCUUCAUUUUUUAAAUACAUCUUCCAUUUCACUCAUCUAAUGUUAUGUCCUUCUUCACAUCAUGUUCAUGACGUCUGAAUAGAAACACUAAAGAUACAUAAAGAAAGAAGAAAAGAAAGAAAGAAACAUGAAUGCAAACUUUACACUAUAAAGAUAACAAGCAGUAUGAAUACCCAUCCUGUUUUCUUGCUCAUGAGCUGUUCAGUCAAGUUGCAGGGGCAGAGCAAUAAAGACAAAGCUUCAUCAUUUAGUCUCUAGGAUUCAGUCAGUCCACAAAUGUGACAUUUCAUCUUUUAACUUGUAUCCAACAUGCACCAUGUUGGAUGAACAGAGCUACCUGUAAGGAAUUGAUUCUGCAGUUUCUCCUAAAAAUGAUUAAUUUGCCUAUUUAAAGAAAUAAGGGUAACAGCUACGAUGUGUGUCAGCAGUUUAUGGUUGGCGCAAUUUGUUUCAUGACAUUUUAAAAUGUCUUGGAACUUCUUUUGAUUUUUUUUUUGCUCCAUCAACAUAAACUGUUAUUUUAUAUUAUUUUGAAUACAUAUGAUUUCUAACACUUGGAAUUUGUGACUAACUGCAGGUGAUAUCUAACUUCUAACAACAGAUCAUAUGCUGGUUUUUAAAUAGAUAUAUAGAAUUAUACCCAGUCCUGAUGCCAACAGAAUCAUUAUGCUCUGGCGCCAUCCAGGAAAUAGAUCAUUUCCAAGCAAAGAGGAGGGAGGCAUGCAUGUUGUAUAACAAUGCAAAUGUUCAUAAUUGAAGAUUUACUGGAUCUGUGCACUGCCAUGAUUUGCUUUUAGUGUAUCUAGCUGACAUUUAUUAAUGCCCUUAAUAAGGUAAAAACUAUUUAUAAUUAAUAUUUUUCUCACAAGUAGCUCCCAGAUUAAAGUGUUGCCUGUUGUUUUGAAAUUAAUUUAAACUUCUCCGUAAAUUCUGUACAAUGUCCCAUUUGUCCACCUGUAUUACAGACUUAUUUGUAUUUAUGUUAUGUCUUUUUUGAUGUAACAUAUUUCUCAGUAUUUUAUAGUGAACUUUUAAAAGCAGUUCUUGCAAAGUUGUAAUGAUACUGUUAUAUUCAAUAUGCAGCUGGUGUUUGAAAGGAUUGUAUUUUCUGAUCAAAUCUUUUGGGAAUCAUUAAACAUGGGCUUAAUUUAGCCUCCAUUUUCA
This is a messenger RNA of Melanotaenia boesemani (Boeseman's rainbowfish), 1954 nucleotides long. It is a transcript of the gene rab5if, whose product is annotated as RAB5 interacting factor. The record is from RefSeq and is a predicted model, not a curated record. The coding region runs from base 202 to 585 and encodes 127 amino acids. Lineage: Eukaryota; Metazoa; Chordata; Actinopteri; Atheriniformes; Melanotaeniidae. Gene Ontology annotation, biological process: mitochondrial respirasome assembly. The transcript has 4 exons.